AUGGCCAACAUAACAACAACAACCACAACCUGCGAAUGCCACAUCAACACCACCGCCCUCCGCUCCCAACCCCCUUCCGUCUGGCGCAACAACCCCGCCGCUUGUCUAGACCAAUGCCGAACCCAGUUCCUGAGCGGGUUGCUCACCGCGUGGGGGGAGGAAAGCAGCAGCACAACAAGUGGGAACGGGAACGGAUGGGAACAAGGAUGCGGCAGUCUGAACAAGGGGGUGGAUGUGCGGGAGUUUUGGACGUUGUAUUGGUGUGAUGCGACGUUUUGUGGGGUGGCUAUUGAGGAGGGGGGUGGGUUGGGGCAGGAUCCAAACGUCGAUCGGAUCAUCAACACGUGUCAGAACAUCGGGUUCUACUCCCUCCUCGACCCCGGCCCACCCCCGACCUACUUCCACUGCCCCCUCGACAGCAACUCCUCCGGCGACUGCAGCUUUACCGCCCUGACCGCGCCCCAAGCUACACGAAACCCCGAGAUCGACCCGGGCUCGACGGCUCCCACACAAACAGUAACAACCGAUGGUUCUUCCUCCUCAUCAUCCCCGGCAUCGGCAUCCUCCUCAUCAUCGACACCAUCCUCGACGCCAGCUGGUACUACCUCUCCCCCAACGAACAAUCUCACAGCCCAAGGCAAAGCAGCCAUCGCCAUCUGCUCCGUGCUAGCACUCAUCAUCCUCAUCACGGUCGUGCUACUGUGUCUGCACCGACACAAACGGCGCAAAGCCUCGCUUGAUGACGAUGCUGGGGCUGACGUGCCGCCUUCUCGUCGAGCGCGCGAGGGGCUUUUGGCUCAGGAUCCAGAGGGAGGAAAUCAUCCAGAUGGUGGGGGUGGUGGUGAGACGGUGGCAAGCGGUGCGUCGCCUACGCCGCUUGUUUCGCCAACGACUGACGCUGUGGAUUAUGGGAACGGUCGUAAGAGUGAGAGUGGAAAUGGGAAUGAGAAAAAGAGUAAUGGUGGGGAUGAGAAGAAGAGUAAUGGAGGUGAUUCCAAGAAAGGGAUUCUGAAAACGACUACUACGGCUACUACGACCGCCACGACAUCGACCAGCGAGAAAGGAACAGGGAAACCAAAAAGGAGUAACCCACCCCUGCGCCUGCGCGACCGCAAGUUCCUGUUCCCCUCCCUCCUGCGGGCAGCGAGUAGUAGUGGGAAUAACAAUGGGAAAAGCCGGGCCUACUCACCUCCUUUAUCGCCCCUGACCUCCGUCCACAGCACACAUGGCACGACCUCGCACCCACCUUCGCGCAGCGGUGUCGCCUUUGCCUCGGGGGCUACCAGUCUCUCAGAGAAGGACGGACACGGCAUCUUCCCGGCCUCACCGAUCUGCUCGCCGACGGUGACCAAGCUAUUCCCAAGACAGGAGAAGAGCGGGGCCGUUACGACCGGGAGGUCAUCUGAAGCUGGAUACGCAGAUUACCCUCCUGCACCUCCACCUCCACCUCUUCCUCCGUCGGUGUUAUCAUCCGCUUCUGCCCUUUCGUCACCCGAAAAAAAGGUUAGAUUGGACUCACCACGGACGAAUUUCUCGCUGCCCGUGCCUCUACUAAAAGGUACCAAGGGGGAGAAACAAGGGAUUCAGAAACCCGAAAUCCCAAGCGACCCCGAACAAGUCCCCAUCGUCGGAGGCGACCCCAACCGUGCCAGCGACAGCGCCAGCAGCUACUACACCAACGGCACGUCCACGGCCCAUUCCUCUCUCCGACACCACGAGAUCCCCAUCGGAAUCCCGCUGUUUGCGGGAGACUCCCAUGCCCGCUCACCUUCCCCUUGUCCCUCUCUCUCCCCUUCUCCGCUACGCCCGCCCCGACCACACGAGGGCCCGUUACAUGUCCCGGGUCUGCUCACCGCGCGAGGGAGGAGCACAGGUACAGGAUCAGGAUCCUACACCCGGAACGAGAUACUUCUGCCAGGCGACCAUCACCCGCGAGGACGCACAGGAAGUGCCAGUAUCACGAGUGUCAGCAGCACACCGCCGCCUCCGCCGUUGAGUCCACCGCCCACGCGGGCGUUACCCAAGACGCCGAAUGGAGGUGCGUCGUCGCCUUCUCCUCCUCCGACGAGGGAGGUGAGUGUGUCUCUAGGAGGAGAAGGGGGGGAUGAGAAGGGAUUGGCUGGGGUACAUGUACCGCGGGCAUCGACGGUGGGUGGCAGGGCGUUCCCUUUGGUUACGCCCAACACGAAACCGGCCCAGACACAAAUCCAAUCCGGAACCGAUCCUGAACCUCAGCCCGGACCAGCCGAAGCCCAGCGCCACCACCAACCCGACGUCAAACCCCACUUCAGCCUCAUUGUUCCCGAUCGAACCCCAGAAGCCAAACUCCCUCUCAAUACCUUCCCAGACCCCAAACCCAACGCCAACGCCAACCACCCUAACCCCGAACUCAAACCCAAACCCAAAUCCACACACAUUCCUAGCUCCCCAUCAAAACCCGACCUCAGCCCUGGCACCAACAUCGAACCCAUAUCAAUAUCUCCCACCGCCAGCCCACUUCCCCAGCACCUCGGCCUCGGCAGCCCCGUCCCUGGCCCUAGUGCCGCUGUUGAUGGGCCACCACCGCCGUAUGAGUACGACAGCCAUAGCCAGGGUGGUCAAGCUAUUCUUAGGAAGGGUGGUGAUAACGAUGUACAGCCCACUGGCGAGGGCGUCGGGGAUGUGCUGCGUCGGGGUGAUUGGAGAGGGAGUUGGGGAAGUUGGGGGGAGAUGGGGGGUGGUGGGAUGCCGGGUGUGAAUGGGGCAUCUGGUGGUGGUGAUGAAGGGAUAUCAGGUGGCGGGCGGGGGUAUAACAGUCUUGAUGCUGCCGGUGAAAGUAUUGGGAUGGGACGGGGCCGUUUUGAUGGGGAGGUGGAUGUGAAGGGGCCGGGACUGGCGGGUGUGUCGAUCAGGGGAGAGACUGCUGGGUGA
Molecule: messenger RNA, 2910 nt
Organism: Dichotomopilus funicola
Lineage: Eukaryota; Fungi; Ascomycota; Sordariomycetes; Sordariales; Chaetomiaceae
Exons: 3
Coding region: 1-2910 (969 amino acids)
Source: RefSeq, a predicted model, not a curated record